This is a messenger RNA of Erinaceus europaeus (western European hedgehog), 993 nucleotides long. Its product is annotated as vomeronasal type-1 receptor 4-like. The transcript has a single exon. Gene Ontology annotation, cellular component: membrane. The coding region runs from base 1 to 993 and encodes 330 amino acids. Gene Ontology annotation, molecular function: pheromone receptor activity. Lineage: Eukaryota; Metazoa; Chordata; Mammalia; Eulipotyphla; Erinaceidae. Gene Ontology annotation, biological process: G protein-coupled receptor signaling pathway. The record is from RefSeq and is a predicted model, not a curated record.
AUGCCAAACAACACAAUAUUCCUCAGGGAUUUGUCAACAGGAUCACUCUUGCUAACACAGACUUUCACAGGAAUCCUGGGAAAUUUCUGUCUCCUUUACCACUACCUCUCCCUUUACCAUAUUAAUUGCAGGUUGAGGGACACAGACUUGAUUCUUAUGCACAUGACACUCGCCAACUCCUUGACCAUUCUCUCCAAAUCAGUUCCCAAGACAAUGGGAGCAUUGGGGUUGAAGGAUGUCAUCAGUGAUUUUGGAUGCAAAAUAAUUUUGUAUUUUGAGAGAGUGGCCAGGGGGGUGUCCAUUGGCACCACCUGCCUCUUGAGUGUCUACCAGACCAUCAUGAUCAGCCCCAUGAACUCCUGCUGGAAGGAUCUGAAAGUCAGAGCUCCAAAGUAUGUUGGCUGCUCCCUUUCCCUCUGCUGGAUUCUGUACAUCUUGGUCAAUUUGAUUUUUCCUACAUAUGUGUCCUAUGUAUCUGGUCAAUGGAACAACAGAGACUCUGUUAAGAAAACAGAUUUGCAAUACUGUUCUGCAGACCAUGAGGAAAUAUUAAGCUUAAUAUAUGUAGCAUUCAUAGUAUUUCCUGAGGUUUUGUUUUCUGUGCUCAUCAUCUGGUCCAGUGGCUCCAUGGUUUUCAUCUUGUUCAGGCACAAACACCGGGUCCAGCACAUUCACAGGACUAAGCUUUCCCCCAGACCCUCAGCUGAGUCCAGAGCCACACAAAGCAUCCUCCUUCUGCUGAGCACCUUUGUAUGUUUCCACACCCUUUCCUCCAUGUUUAGUAUUUAUCUGGCUCAUUAUCAGAAUCCAAAGAAAUGGCUGGUGAACAUCACUCAAUUAGUUUCUCUAGGUUUUCCCACUGUGAGCCCCUUUAUUUUCCUAAGCCGUGACUCUAUACUCUAUGCUGAUUUAUCUACCUGCAUUAAGAGUAGAAAAAAAUAUGAGAAAUAUGUAAAUUAUAGAAUUCAGUCUUUGUUCUCAAACAACCAGUAG